UGAGAUCUUUCCAUGACUGUAAGUCACAUGAUGACUUACAGCCACAGAUGCAAUUGGGAGAUUUUGAAUUUGUUACUAGGGGUCGUGGGCAGAGGUUGAGACCUUUCAAUGAUCACCAGCCUCGCAAGGACUUACAAACAGAGAUGCAACUAAAAGAUUAUGAUAAUAAAGGUCCUGGACAAAGGCGUAGACCGUUUCAUGACCAUCAGCCUUAUGAUGACUUACAGGAACAAACUCAGUUAAAAGAUUUUGAUUAUGUUAAUAAAGGGCAUGGACAAAGGCCAAGACCUUUUCAUGAUCAUCCGGGUCACGAUGACUUGCCACGUGAAUGGUGUUCAGACAGAAGUCAGUCUUUUUCUUCCCAUGAAAAUGUACCAGAACCUCAUUUCUCCUCAUCUCCUUCACUUCACAGAGAUUAUGGGUCUGAUAAUGAUGACUUUAACAGAAGUUAUAGUAAUCGACCAAAUUGUUCUGAAGACAAUAGGAGAAUGCAUCCCUCAGAUGAAUUUAAUAGAGGAAAAAACAGAUUUGUACCAUAUUCCUCACGAAUAAUGCAUCCAUCUUCAUCUGUACACCAAGAUGAUAGCUCAAUAGACUAUGAAAGAAAACCUUUUCAAGGUGAAACUACCAGAGAGAUGGAACAAACUAAAAGAUUACCAGUUGUAACAGUUGAUUACAAUUAUGGUCUGCCAUUAGAUUAUGGACCUGAAGAAGAAGAGAGAACACAUUAUGAUUUACCUCCAAGAGACCACUACAACUGGAACUGAAUAAAAAGGACAGAUGAUGUUUGCUCAACUUAGACUUACUUUUACCCAUUUUACUUUGUAUGUGGACCAAUUUUUUUUUUUUUUAAAGAAAUUAGGAAAAUGCAAAUUUCAGUAGUAGAGAACUGGUCUCUAUUGUAAGAUUAGCUUCUACUGA
Molecule: messenger RNA, 921 nt
Organism: Pelecanus crispus (Dalmatian pelican)
Lineage: Eukaryota; Metazoa; Chordata; Aves; Pelecaniformes; Pelecanidae
Source: RefSeq, a predicted model, not a curated record